Acanthopagrus latus (yellowfin seabream) is the source of this 4816-nucleotide messenger RNA. RefSeq names its product calcium release-activated calcium channel protein 1-like. The transcript is spliced from 2 exons. Bases 453 to 1112 code for a protein of 219 amino acids. Lineage: Eukaryota; Metazoa; Chordata; Actinopteri; Spariformes; Sparidae. The record is from RefSeq and is a predicted model, not a curated record. Gene Ontology annotation, cellular component: membrane. Gene Ontology annotation, molecular function: store-operated calcium channel activity. Gene Ontology annotation, biological process: store-operated calcium entry.
AACAUUUGUAUUUAUUGAGUUUGAAUUUCCCCACAUUCCAUCAAUGAGCCACUAAAACCUGACAGAUGGCACAGUGUGUGUGUCAGCUGAAGAGAUGAGCACACAUCCGUACAGGAAAUCAGCUUUCCGAUAAGAUUGUGUGUUACUGCCACCUGCAGGCGGUCCGCUGCGGCGCAUGUGGAGAGCAUUGGAUUGUGGGUAUCUUGUUGUGUUUCCUCAAAGAGUCUGACAGCAGGUCAGCUGUUGAAGGAAAGUUUGGACACAGUUUGAUAGCUCUCUGUCUCUGCGUGUCUGUCUGGUGUUUGGAGGAGCGCCUCGUCAAAACCGCAUUUCCUGCGUCCGCCUUUCGUCGCUCUUCUUCACCGAGUGCCCUCCUGUAAACCAAUCCGGUUUGGAGGCUGCCGAAGCUGUAUUUUUAAGACCCAGAAGAAGAAGAAGUGCUAACUGUCGGAAUGAGUUUGAACGAGCACUCCAUGCAGGCUCUGUCGUGGAGAAAACUGUACUUGAGUCGAGCCAAGUUAAAAGCCACCAGCCGAACUUCAGCUCUGUUGUCCGGAUUCGCGAUGGUUGCCAUGGUGGAGGUUCAGCUGGAACGGGAUUACACGUAUCCUCCAGGGCUGCUGAUAGCCUUUAGUGCCUGUACCACAGUCCUGGUGGCAGUCCACCUCUUUGCCCUCAUGAUCAGCACCUGCAUCCUCCCCAAUCUCGAGGCUGUCAGCAACGUUCACAACCUCAACUCGGUCAACGAGUCUCCCCACGAACGCAUGCACCGCCACAUAGAACUGGCCUGGGCGUUCUCCACAGUCAUCGGCACCCUGCUCUUCCUGACGGAGGUGAUGCUCCUGUGCUGGGUGAAGUUCUUGCCCCUCAAAAGCAACACCGAAAACAACGGCACCAUCAGCUCCGGCGAGGCCGCGGCCAUCGCUUCCACCUGCAUCAUGGUGCCGUUCGGAAUUGUUUUUAUCGUGUUUGCCGUCCACUUUUACCGCACACUGGUUAGUCACAAAACGGACCGACAGAUCCGGGAGCUGGAGCAGGUCAUUCGGCUCCAGAACCAGCUGGACCACAGGGCUGAGAACGACGACCUGAAGGCCGCUGUCCAUUUCCCUUGAUUAGAGGCGGUUAGUGUACAAGAGCAGUGGACAUUCAACAGUGCUUUUAUCAGGAGAUCUAUUAUGAAAGCUUUAUUUUUUAUGUUCAUGAACUGCAUAGAUGCUUUUUUUAUUGCUAGAUCCAUCUUUUGAAUGCUGAAUGGUUUAGACUCAGUCCAUCUUUGGAUAAUGCAUGUUCACACACUUCUACAUAUCAUAUCAGGCAGUGAAGUAGUUUUACCUUUAACAUGCAGGAAAGUCUUUUUCUCUUAGGUGCUUACAUUUUAGUGGCUUGUUUAAUGUAUAUUAUAGUGCAACACUAUACAUUUUAGAAGUAAAGCUACUUAAAGCGGAAAUAGACAACUUUCCCCCUCGAAGUGUUUCACUGUGGUGUUACUGUUGGCGUCACUGUCACAAACACAUUGUUAUCACUUGGCUUUCACUAGCGGCCUGGCUACUGUACAAAGCAAAAAAAAACUGUCUGAUCUCAGCACUAUGAAAAGCCAGAGUGAAACAGGCGGUUGUAUUAAUGAGUAGGCGGGUUUUUGUUACUAACUGGUCUAGUAGAAAGAAUGAAAUGGUUUUGAUCGGUCUUGAGUGGUCCUUGCAAGAGGGAACACGUAUCAGCAGAGGGGAGCAGACUUUGACACAGCACCAGAACACUCUCCAUCAAGUUAAUCUUCGUCCGUUCACUCAUGUUGUGUCACGGUUUUCUGGCACUUCCCCUCUUCGCCGUCUUUGCCUCCCCCAUCAGUGGGUUUCUUUUUCUUUUGCACUGCAGAGUUUCCACAGUUACUAAAGUUGUUCUGUCAUUGCCAGGAGCUAGUGACCAGGGAAAUCAAUGGCUCUGAAGCAACUGUAAUUUUUGCAGGACACAUCUGCCCUGGUGGACAGACCAGCAUAACAUAACAUAGUGAAAGAGAGAUUUAUGGUGGCAUUUUUCUGCAGACAUUACACUGUGCAACCUGUAUUUAUGUCAAAAUGAUGCGUUAAAGCCAAAAAGUUGUCUAUUUUCAGUUUUAGGACUUCAUAUAUACAUUGGGUGUUUGUAUUGGAAAUUUAAGGGAUACCCACAUUUUUUAUGAAGUUAAAGCCACGAACAAUGAAAAAUAUGUUGUUUUUUAUCUGUUAAAAACAAAAGAACUCUUAUGUGUGGAAUGAUUGACUUAUCAGAACAAAAGGACAACAGCAACAAGAAAAUUAAUUUAAAAGUCUGUUUUUGACUCAGGUAGACAAAUUGUGGUGCUGCCCUGUCUGGGCUCUCCCAUAUGUACCGGUAGUUUACACGACUCACAGUUUAUUCUGCUUUGCUGAUGGCGGUACAGGCCUACCAUAUAAAUCAUCACCACUGCUGCAUCCACCCCUGACCUUAAUGCUGUGCCAUGGAGGGUUAACAUCGAUUUCUCCUUUCCUCAGACUUGCCUGGCUUUAAUUUCAGCUUUGGAAGGAGCAUUACCAAGCCUUUAUUAUCACUGCAGAUGUUCAUCUUCAAAAUGUUAAUUGUCUGUGUGAAAUAUCAUGUUAGAAUCACCAUCCGUGUGCUUUGAACCCAAAGUUAUGGAACGAGUUAUGUCUAUUUAUCUAGCUGGUGCUUUUAUCUGAAGUGACAUAAACUAAGUGCAUUCAAUCAGGACACCACCCAAAAACGGCAAGAGUCACGCAAAAACAUUGACUCACAUGAUAAAAUAUGUAGCACUAAGCUAUUAUGCUAAACCUUUGGAAAUAAUAAGAGACAGAGACAGACAGAGUUUGCUUUUAUAGGCCAAGGUGCACUUUCAAUGGAUCAGUUUUCAGUCAGCGAUGGAAGAUGUGUUUCUUCCUUUAAAAGAAUGAUGAGGCCUCAGUGUUUUGGUUUGUUGGAUACACACACACACACACACACACACACACACACCCCUACUCACUGGACUGGACUUCUGAUUGUAGUUACCAGUUUAGGUUGUGCCAAAUGUUUGCCCCUUAGUUAAAUGGUGUUAGUGUUCUGAACAGUAAGCAUUAUCCUCAUUUUUGGUAACCUGCAAAAAUUGAGGUUUGUGACCACAAUUGUUAUGGUAUUGAAUAAAACAUAAAUAUAUUCACAUUAAAAUCCAGCAGUAUUUGUGUGCAAUCGGAGUCCUGGUCAGGGGGGUGGUUUUAACUGAAGUGUGUUACUGCAGUGCACAUAUAUAUAUAUAUAUAUAUAUAUAUUUUUUUUUUUUAUGGCAAGAGAGAAUCAAAAUGAGCCCGAUGGUGGAAUCAAGAACCCAUUUGUCAUCUCUCUGAUGACUCUUGUAUAAUCAAUCUUGAGAAAUUUGCUUGGUCUCACGUUACUUUUGCAAUUCAGAUACACUGUAAUCCAUGAAAACGGUUACUGGCUUUAAGAAGUAUUGUUGAAUGUAUUAUUGCACAGCAUGCACAUAUUGGAUAUGUUGUGGUUUGGUUUGUUUUGUACUCGUAGUUUGUUUACAGGCUUGAGCACGGUCACAAUAUUUAGGUUCUACAUUGUGACAGUGUGGAUUAUAGGAUCCUGUGGUACGUUAUUGAACUGCCUUACUUUGGUUUGACCAUUUCCUUUACUUUUUCUUUACUGUCUUUUACUAUAACAUUGACAGAAAAAUUCUGUACAGGCUCAAGUGAAGAAAUGUGCACAUACUAAGAGCUGGAUGACAGUUUGUUAUCAUCAGUUGUUCUAUCACGUGUUGUGUCAUGUAUCAUAUUGCUUAAUAUUGUCCACUAAAUAUGUUGGGGGGGGGGGAUUUAAAAUAUAUGAGAAAAAUGUCUACAUUGUUAUUUGGCCGUUGGUUGGCAAAAAAAAUAGUACGAAAAUGUUCAAUGUUAGGAACAAGAGCUCAAUUUUUCAUAACUGAUUUUUGUUACAAACUGUAUCUAUCAAGGUUAUGCUGUGGUCAUUAUGGUAAUAUGACAUUUGUCCUUUUUACCCUUGUAUUCCCUAUAUAUUCUGUUCAAUGUAAUGUACAAUACCAGAUGCUGAUAUCUCUGUGACAUGUAGCACAAGACAAGGAGCUAUUAGAUGUUCAUAUCUCACAGACUGCUGGUGUUGACUGUUGACUUUUUUAAAGGUCUACUCUGCAGGAUUUUCCUAAAAAGAAUUAAAACAAUAUAUGGACUAAAACAAACACAACCCAUCUCUGUCAUCACAUAUGACCUGCUAGAGGUGUGUGAUGAUAUAUUUACAGAGACUCUGCUCUCUGCCUGUAAUUUCUUAUUGGUUAAUUAUUUCCUGCCACUCUUGGGCGUCAGCAAUUCCGGAGAAAGAUACUGAUGCUUUGGUUUGGUGGCCUGCCAAGCCAAAGCGUCUCUGUUUGACUACCUGGGAAUGAGACUAAACAAUCAUUUUUCUCCACCUUUAAUUUGUGAGUGUGAAAACAGUGACCUGAAAAAUGCUGUAUGGUAUGAUUUCAAGAGUUGAGAAAAGGAUUGACAUUAAGUAGCUUCAGGGCAACUUCACACACUCUGUGACACUUGGGAAUUGCCAAAUGUGCCUUUUUUGAAAAUGCAAACAAAGCCAUUUUUCUUUGGUUCAUUUUGUGGUUUAUUUAUUUAACCCCAUGUAUCUUACUGUAUAUAGACAGGUUCCACUGUGUGUGUCAAUGCAUAGCUUAAAAGAGAAUUUUUAGAAAAUACUGUAUUGUACAUUUGCUUGAAGCUGCAGCUUUUUACUGUUACAAGUCACCAGGAUGUUUUGUUGUUGUUGCCUGUUUGAGAAUAAAACACAUCUGUGAUGA